AUGCGAGGCAGCGGCGGCGAAUGGAUGUCCGUCGAGGACCUCAUCGACAAGAUCAGCCAGAGGUCCCGAAAGGUAUGACCCCUUUUCUUCUUCUAUUCUUUUCUUUAGGAAUUUCUUAACGAUUAGACAGACUGUGAGUAUUGUAUAUAAAAUGUUUGUAUAUAAAAUCUGUUCCUAAAUCCAAAAAUUUCUUCUACCUACUGUACUCAGACUUUCCCCAAUUCCUCAAAAUUAGUCCGCCUAGUUCCCCAAUGCAAAGUUAUAGUAGCCAAACUGUGAAAAAAAAGAGUCGUUUCUCUUUUUGGUCGAGAUACCCUGAAAAUCGGUCAGAACACUUCCCAAUGUACCAGAGGAAGAUCGAAAGAGUCUCAAUUUGUCUUUGAUCUACAUAAAGUUUAGAAGUCUGAGAAACCUAUUUUUACGGGCUUUGAAGAAUUUUUUCGACUCUGAGCCCUUAUUUUUCAAAAACAAGAACGUUUUGCAGGUCGAGACUUACCUCACAGUCUGUCUAAUCGUUAAGAAAUUCCUAAAUUUAACUCCAAAGAAGUGACCUUUUGUGUGAGCCUUUUUUCAAGCAUCAUGCUUUCGAAAAAUAGUUUUCCUCCACCUCAAUCAUGCCAUGCUUUUUUGUACAAGAUCGUCGGUUAGGUCCAACAUCUGGUAACGACUCUCAUUACUUGUGAGGAGGGAUUCCUUCAAUGCGGCGAGAGUUCAAGGAGCCGCGAGAGAAACGAAAAAAAACCAGCAGCCUCACACGCUAACGUGAAAAAGAAGAAGCCGCCGAAGACGAAUCGAUCCAGAUGCGUCUUCGACGGCUCGAAAAUUUUCCGGUCGUGUCUUUUGGAUGUCAUCUCAAAUUCUUGAAUUUUUCAUGACUUCUUACUCAUUCAUUCAUUCUUGAAUUUGCAAGCUCUUCCUUCUUUGUUUCUCCGCAACAUUGUUUCUUCUAGGACCUGAAGAGGCUCUUUGUCAAAGUUCGAACCUCAAAAAAAGAAAAAAAAACGCGAAAAAAGCAAGUCUACAUUAAACUUCUCAGAAUUUUUUUUUACCACAAAAUGUAUCUUAUCGACUUAAAUUAAUAAAAUUAAUACUGUAUUUUAAGUUAUCAGAAGCUUGGGAAUUUCCUAUUGCAGCCAGAUCUAAUCCAAAAAAGUGAAAGUUAAUUUUUACAGUUCUUGAAUUUUUUCAGACUAUAUCCAAAAAUAAAGUUCUGAAGAAAAGAAGUUCAGAUGUCGACCCCGAACAACAACAUCACAACAUAUUCGGCUCGAAUGCGCGGUCGUUCCAAACAACCCAUCUACACCUCGGACAAACGCGCAAAAUUCACUCAAAAAGAGAACAAAAAGUGAGUUUUCGAAUAAAAACUUCUUAAUCCUCACAAAGUUAAGAUGGGUCCGCUUUGUCACGGUACUCGGUUACAUAAUUUCCGUUUCUCUGCCAGCGAUUUCUCUCAGUUUUUAUUACCUCUACGUCUGGGAUCCGAGCUACAUCGCAAAGGUAAUUGAGAUUUAUUUUUGAAAAUACGCUUCCAGUUAUUUAUUUUCUGCCAUUCUUCCGCUGUAACUUUUUUUAUACUGAAGAGAUAAUCCGUUUAAAGAUGAACGGUCGGCCAAGAAAAUAAUUCGACGGUAGUUCAAAACGUUGUUUCUGUACCAGAAGCUCAAAAAGUCAAAAAAUGCUGUUUCAAAAAAUUCAUUUUCCUUCUCUCCUAAAAUUUUGCAACCGAAAAAAACAUCCUGAAUCUUUUUCGUAUCUCAUGUAAAAAACUGGCUUUAGCUUAAAAAAUUAUCUCUAAAAUUUUAAUAUAAUGAAAAGUAACAGGCUCUCUUCAAAGAAACUUCAAAAGUAACAAUUAAAAAGUCUAAGUUUACUCAUACGUUUUCGAAUAAAUUUCACUUUUCCUACAGUUCCCGCCGGAAAACGUCAGCCGAACGAUGGCCAUUCACAAAACUCCGAUUUUGCCCACAAGAAAUCAUCGAGACGUCGAAACGACCCCGGCAGUUCAACCAUCAGCUCAGGCUGAGAAAAUCGAACUGGCCAAAAUUUUAAGAGAAGGUUUGUUUUUUUUUUUCUUGAUAAUCAAAGCGCUCUGACCACUGGAAUGGUUAGAAGCGUUGGGGUUCAGGUAAAGCUUGAAAACUUGUAUUUUACGUGUCGUCACGCAAAAGUCGUCUUUGGUCGGAUUAAAAUGUAAAGCUAACGCUUCGUAGUCGCAAAGAGUUCAGCCCCUCCCAGAGUGGCCAACAUUUCAAUUUCAAUAAUUUUACAUUUUUUUAAAAAUUAUUUCCAGGUCGAGCCUCGAUGGAAAAUUCGGGAGAAAACGGCUGA
Caenorhabditis auriculariae is the source of this 2328-nucleotide messenger RNA. The record is from the annotation of a GenBank genome assembly. Lineage: Eukaryota; Metazoa; Nematoda; Chromadorea; Rhabditida; Rhabditidae.